Molecule: messenger RNA, 294 nt
Organism: Lactuca saligna
Lineage: Eukaryota; Viridiplantae; Streptophyta; Magnoliopsida; Asterales; Asteraceae
Source: the annotation of a GenBank genome assembly
AUGACUAUUGAUGAAGGUGUGGUUGGUGUGGUUUUCAAACAUUUACUUGCGUAUGAACAAGACACCAUUCAUUCUGAUGGUACUCCUACUAACAAGUGUAUUAAGAGUGUUUCGAUUGAUGGUGACAAUAUUCAUGUUGUAGAUCUUGAUGUGGUCACACCAAUAACUACUUCAAUCAAACGCCUUAUUGAGAUUGUUACCACCACUGAAUCAUUUGAAUGUUCUUUUUCGAAAGAUGGUGUUGCUCCUCCUACGUUGAAGAUCUCAAAAAUGGAAAAGCUAAUCAUUAUUUGA